AUGCGUCUUGAAACUCCUUUCGCCCUUGGACUAGCCGCGUCAGCAUCUGCCCUGUGGCCAGUCACUUACUACACCACAACCAAUUGUUCAGGCGCGGGGAAAGAGGUUGGAGGUUACGAAGCGGGGUGCUGGACCCUGGAGGACGGCACGGAAUCGGUCAUGGUCUCUACCGACAGUGGCAACAAUAUUACCUUGAGCACGGGUAGCAACUGCAACGCUCCUUACGGAGAUGAAAGUCCAAGCGGAGUAACCGACCUCUGUGUCAAUACCGCUACAGUAGAAUUCGAAAUCAGUUUUAACUCCAUACUCUUGCGACUUGAUUCGCGAACCCUAAUCUGA
Molecule: messenger RNA, 339 nt
Organism: Penicillium vulpinum
Lineage: Eukaryota; Fungi; Ascomycota; Eurotiomycetes; Eurotiales; Aspergillaceae
Exons: 1
Coding region: 1-339 (112 amino acids)
Source: RefSeq, a predicted model, not a curated record